AUGCUCAGUUCGGUGUCAGUCUCCUCUUUCAAAGGACGCAAGGGUGGGAACAAGUCGCCCAACAAAGCAUGUUACAGUGCAGACAUGACUUGUCCGCCAGACAGCGAGAAAAUCGUAAUAAACUGCGGAGGGGUGCGACACGAGACUUACCGCAGCACCCUCAAAACUUUGCCCGGUACCCGCUUAUCCUGGCUUACCGAUCCGGACGCGUUUAGCAACUUCGACUAUGACCCCAAAAUCGACGAGUUCUUCUUCGACCGCCACCCCGGCACGUUCACAUUCAUCCUCAACUACUACCGCACAGGCAAGCUUCACUGUCCCAACGAUGUGUGCGGCCCACUGUUCGAGGAGGAGCUCGCCUUCUGGGGCAUCGACGAGACGGACGUGGAGGCGUGCUGCUGGAUGAACUACCGUCAACACAGGGAUGCCGAAGAGGCGCUGGACAGCUUCGAGCAGCCGGAGCCAGAGGAGCCGGAAGACGACCUGGAGCUGACUGCGGACGGAGAGCUCAAGAGGCUGUGCCUGCAUGAAGACGGGCGCAAGAGGAGCUGGUGGAGUGUGUGGCAACCCUAUUUCUGGAAUCUUUUUGAGGAUCCGUAUUCUUCCAAGAAUGCCAAGUACUGUGCGUUCCUCUCCCUUCUGUUCAUCCUCAUCUCCAUCACCACCUUCUGCUUGGAGACGCACGAGGCCUUCAACACCAUCUACAACAAAACAGAAAACGUGACGGUGGGCAAUGUGACGCGUCAGGAGAUCGUCUACGAGGUGGUGACCGAUGGCUGGCUCACCUAUGUGGAGGGAACGUGCGUCAUCUGGUUCACCAUUGAGGUCAUGAUGCGCGUGAUCUUCUGCCCCUGCAAGAAGGAGUUCUUCAGUAGCACCCUCAAUAUCAUUGACUUUAUUGCCAUCAUGCCCUUCUACCUGGAGGUGGCGCUGAGCGGUCUGGAUUCCAAAGCCGCCAAAGACGUGUUGGGCUUCCUGCGAGUGGUGCGCUUCGUCAGGAUCCUGCGUAUCUUCAAGUUGACGCGUCACUUCGUGGGCCUGCGGGUGCUGGGCCACACGCUCCGCGCCAGUACCAACGAGUUCCUCCUCCUCAUCAUCUUCCUCGCCCUCGGAGUGCUCAUCUUCGCCACCAUGAUCUACUACGCUGAGCGCAUCGGCGCCGACCCUGACGACCCUACGGCCGCCAAACACACAAACUUCAAGAACAUCCCCAUUGGCUUCUGGUGGGCUGUGGUCACCAUGACCACUCUGGGCUACGGGGACAUGUACCCCGAGACGUGGUCGGGGAUGCUGGUGGGCGCGCUGUGCGCCCUGGCGGGGGUGCUGACCAUCGCCAUGCCUGUGCCCGUCAUCGUCAACAACUUUGGCAUGUACUACUCACUGGCCAUGGCCAAGCAGAAGCUGCCCAAGAGGAAGGGCAAGCACAUCCCUCGGCCCACCAUGCCGGGCUCGCCCAACUACUGCAAGCCAGACGCCCUGGCCAUGGCCACCGCCGGGCCGGGGAUGGUGAGCUCAGGCAGCCUGGGGGGAGGGGACUGCCCUCUGGCUCAGGAGGAGAUCAUCGAGAUCAACAGGACAGAUUCCAAGCAGAAUGGCGACGCAGCCAACGCAGCCCUGGCUAACGAGGACUGCCCCACCAUAGACAUGGUGCUUGGGGAGGAGAGGAGUCCUGCUGCUGGGGGUCUGGGCACCGGCGGGAGCCGUGAGCGUUAUCCCCAUGACCGCGCCUGCUUCCUCCUCAGUACCGGAGAGUUCCGUGCUACAGACGGCAACGUGAGGAAAGCGACAGGCUAUGAGAAGUCUCGCAGCCUCAAUAACAUUUCGGGCAUGUCAGGAGCCCCCAUGCGCCUCACCCCCAUCACCAACCCUUUCGAUCCCCCGGGAACCAACCUCCGCCGCUGUCACUCCCCCAUCCCCUCCAUUUUGUAG
This is a messenger RNA of Salvelinus namaycush (lake trout), 1929 nucleotides long. Its product is annotated as potassium voltage-gated channel subfamily C member 1-like. NCBI's taxonomy places the organism in Eukaryota, Metazoa, Chordata, Actinopteri, Salmoniformes, Salmonidae. Gene Ontology annotation, biological process: potassium ion transmembrane transport; protein homooligomerization. Bases 1 to 1929 code for a protein of 642 amino acids. Gene Ontology annotation, molecular function: protein binding; delayed rectifier potassium channel activity. The transcript has 4 exons. Gene Ontology annotation, cellular component: neuronal cell body membrane; dendrite membrane; voltage-gated potassium channel complex. The record is from RefSeq and is a predicted model, not a curated record.